This is a messenger RNA of Folsomia candida, 775 nucleotides long. RefSeq lists its product as uncharacterized. NCBI's taxonomy places the organism in Eukaryota, Metazoa, Arthropoda, Collembola, Entomobryomorpha, Isotomidae. Bases 107 to 652 code for a protein of 181 amino acids. The transcript has 3 exons. Gene Ontology annotation, biological process: regulation of synaptic transmission, cholinergic; sleep; positive regulation of voltage-gated potassium channel activity. The record is from RefSeq and is a predicted model, not a curated record.
UUUAUUUAAAACCUGUCCAACCUUCGUCGCAAUUUCCAAUCAUAGUCCAUCCCUAGAAAAAGUACAAUUAAGUAAAAUUGCGUAAAAGUUUCUCAAUUUCGACAAAAUGAAGUUCUCGCAUUUAUUAACGUUUACAUUCGCAGUUAUUUUCGCCCUCGGUGUCAUCCCCUCCACCGAAGCCGUCAAGUGUUACAACUGCGUUUAUCUGCAGGGAAGUUAUGGUACGGCGCCACAAUGCGAAUCCGACACGAAAAACGUAACCUCCCAGAAUUGUGGGACAAGGGGCUCCGAUGAACUUUUCACCGUAACUGCUGCUCCCAGCUAUCUGUAUUCCCAGAAUUCUAUACUCGCUAUGAAAACUUUGUGCGGAUCUGGGAAGGGAACUAUCAACGGUAAGAAGGUCGUUAUAAGAGGGUGCGUCUUCCCAGCGGAAAGUAGCCAUGAUGGGAAAUGCAAUAAAUACUACGAUUGGUGGGUCGAUUUCUAUAACGGUACCGUCCUUCGUUUUCCGGCAAAUGGUACCAACGCUUUGGAGACUUGCUUAUGCUCCAAGGACGACUGUAACGGGCAAAAUAAUGUGAACGGGUUAUAUUCUGGGGUAACGGUGACGGUUUUGGGAACAUUCCUCGCCGUAUUGAGGAAAUUAUAUUAAGUCUUUUUGUAAAUUUAAUUGAACGCAGUUAUUUUACAUAUUAAAAGUAAUAUGUACUUAUCUAUGCACAUGGUUGCAUGUAUUUAAGCGGCAUGUGUCAUGAAAUAAAUCAGUCAAAAUGAA